Homo sapiens (human) is the source of this 12086-nucleotide messenger RNA. It is a transcript of the gene PDZD2, whose product is annotated as PDZ domain containing 2. The transcript is spliced from 26 exons. Gene Ontology annotation, cellular component: nucleus; endoplasmic reticulum; extracellular region. The record is from RefSeq and is a predicted model, not a curated record. Bases 668 to 9289 code for a protein of 2873 amino acids. NCBI's taxonomy places the organism in Eukaryota, Metazoa, Chordata, Mammalia, Primates, Hominidae.
GAGGCUCGGCGGAUCCCCUGCGCAGCGAGGCGAGGAGCGGACCCCAGCGCCGGUGCGUGCCGGCCCCGGGCAGCGGGACGCGGCGGGGCGGCGGCUGCAGGCAGCCGAGGAGCCGCAGGCCGAACCCAAGGCACCGGGAUUGCGCCUCCCGCGGCUGCCGGCGAACCGCGGCUCUGCAGCUCGGGGCAGGCGCGGCGGCGGCACCGGUGGUGGCCGCGGUGGCGGCAGCUGCGCGGGGACCCGCCGGGCGGCGCCUGGGUCUGGACGCGCGAGGAAGCCGCGGGAGCCUCGGCCAAGCCGCGAGCAGGUGUGAAUGAGCCCAGGGAAGGACACACGGCCACUGCUGGAGGGAUCCUCCAUUCCUGUGUCAUUUGCAUGGGUCCUGCUGUGAAAUGAACCUGGCAGGGACUUGUUAGACACUUCCUUCCUUCCCUCAUUGAGCACUCCAGUGCCAUUGUUCCACAGUUGUUCUAAUUGGGUCCUAGCUUCCUCCUGCCAAGGCAAACAGCAUAGUCUCGAGUAGGUGUCCCUAGGCUCAUCUGCCAGCCUGAACAUGAACACAGGCAAAGCUGAUGAUGGCCAGGGACCCCAGGGGACGUGGGGCCCUGUGGGGUCUGGCCCCCAGGAGCAAGACCUCUGAUGAUGCUGGUGUCUGGGAGUGAGCACCAUGCCCAUCACCCAGGACAAUGCCGUGCUGCACCUGCCCCUCCUCUACCAGUGGCUGCAGAACAGCCUGCAGGAAGGUGGGGAUGGGCCGGAGCAGCGGCUCUGCCAGGCGGCCAUCCAGAAGCUGCAGGAGUACAUCCAGCUGAACUUUGCUGUGGAUGAGAGUACGGUCCCACCUGAUCACAGCCCCCCCGAAAUGGAGAUCUGUACUGUGUACCUCACCAAGGAGCUGGGGGACACAGAGACUGUGGGCCUGAGUUUUGGGAACAUCCCUGUUUUCGGGGACUAUGGUGAAAAGCGCAGGGGGGGCAAGAAGAGGAAAACCCACCAGGGUCCUGUGCUGGAUGUGGGCUGCAUCUGGGUGACAGAGCUGAGGAAGAACAGCCCAGCAGGGAAGAGUGGGAAGGUCCGACUGCGGGAUGAGAUCCUCUCACUGAAUGGGCAGCUGAUGGUUGGAGUUGAUGUCAGUGGGGCCAGUUACCUGGCUGAGCAGUGCUGGAAUGGCGGCUUUAUCUACCUGAUCAUGCUGCGUCGCUUUAAGCACAAAGCCCACUCCACUUAUAAUGGCAACAGUAGCAACAGCUCUGAACCAGGAGAAACACCUACCUUGGAGCUGGGUGACCGAACUGCGAAAAAGGGGAAACGAACCAGAAAGUUUGGGGUCAUCUCCAGGCCUCCUGCCAACAAGGCCCCUGAAGAAUCCAAGGGCAGCGCUGGCUGUGAGGUGUCCAGUGACCCCAGCACUGAGCUGGAGAACGGCCCUGACCCUGAACUUGGAAACGGCCAUGUCUUUCAGCUAGAAAAUGGCCCAGAUUCUCUCAAGGAGGUGGCUGGACCCCAUCUAGAGAGGUCAGAAGUGGACAGAGGGACAGAGCAUAGAAUUCCAAAGACAGAUGCUCCUCUGACCACAAGCAAUGACAAACGCCGCUUCUCAAAAGGUGGGAAGACGGACUUCCAAUCGAGUGACUGCCUGGCACGGGAGGAAGUUGGCCGAAUAUGGAAGAUGGAGCUGCUCAAAGAAUCGGAUGGGCUGGGAAUUCAGGUUAGUGGAGGCCGAGGAUCAAAGCGCUCACCUCACGCUAUCGUUGUCACUCAAGUGAAGGAAGGAGGUGCCGCUCACAGGGAUGGCAGGCUGUCCUUAGGAGAUGAGCUGCUGGUAAUCAAUGGUCAUUUACUGGUCGGGCUCUCCCACGAGGAAGCAGUGGCCAUUCUUCGCUCCGCCACGGGAAUGGUGCAGCUUGUGGUGGCCAGCAAGGAAAACUCCGCAGAGGACCUCCUCAGGUUAACAUCUAAGAGCUUGCCAGAUCUGACCAGCUCGGUAGAAGAUGUGUCCUCCUGGACUGAUAACGAAGACCAGGAGGCAGACGGGGAAGAGGACGAAGGAACCAGCUCUUCUGUCCAGAGAGCAAUGCCUGGGACAGAUGAACCCCAAGAUGUGUGCGGUGCUGAGGAAUCCAAGGGGAACUUGGAAAGUCCCAAACAGGGCAGCAAUAAAAUCAAGCUCAAGAGUCGCCUUUCAGGGGGUGUACACCGCCUUGAGUCAGUUGAAGAAUAUAACGAGCUGAUGGUGCGGAAUGGGGACCCCCGGAUCCGGAUGUUGGAGGUCUCCCGAGAUGGCCGGAAACACUCCCUCCCGCAGCUGCUGGACUCUUCCAGUGCCUCACAGGAAUACCACAUUGUGAAGAAGUCUACCCGCUCCUUAAGCACGACUCAGGUGGAAUCUCCUUGGAGGCUCAUUCGGCCAUCCGUCAUCUCGAUCAUUGGGUUGUACAAAGAAAAAGGCAAGGGCCUUGGCUUUAGUAUUGCUGGAGGUCGAGACUGCAUUCGUGGACAGAUGGGGAUUUUUGUCAAGACCAUCUUCCCAAAUGGAUCAGCUGCAGAGGACGGAAGACUUAAAGAAGGGGAUGAAAUCCUAGAUGUAAAUGGAAUACCAAUAAAGGGCUUGACAUUUCAAGAAGCCAUUCAUACCUUUAAGCAAAUCCGGAGUGGAUUAUUUGUUUUAACGGUACGCACAAAGUUGGUGAGCCCCAGCCUCACACCCUGCUCGACACCCACACACAUGAGCAGAUCCGCCUCCCCGAACUUCAAUACCAGUGGGGGAGCCUCAGCGGGAGGUUCCGAUGAAGGCAGUUCUUCAUCCCUGGGUCGGAAGACCCCUGGGCCCAAGGACAGGAUCGUCAUGGAAGUAACACUCAACAAAGAGCCAAGAGUUGGAUUAGGCAUUGGUGCCUGCUGCUUGGCUCUGGAAAACAGUCCUCCUGGCAUCUACAUUCACAGCCUUGCUCCAGGAUCAGUGGCCAAGAUGGAGAGCAACCUGAGCCGCGGGGAUCAAAUCCUGGAAGUGAACUCCGUCAACGUCCGCCAUGCUGCUUUAAGCAAAGUCCACGCCAUCUUGAGUAAAUGCCCUCCAGGACCCGUUCGCCUUGUCAUCGGCCGGCACCCUAAUCCAAAGGUUUCCGAGCAGGAAAUGGAUGAAGUCAUAGCACGCAGCACUUAUCAGGAGAGCAAAGAGGCCAAUUCCUCUCCUGGCUUAGGUACCCCCUUGAAGAGUCCCUCUCUUGCAAAAAAGGACUCCCUUAUUUCUGAAUCUGAACUCUCCCAGUACUUUGCCCACGAUGUCCCUGGCCCCUUGUCAGACUUCAUGGUGGCCGGUUCUGAGGACGAGGAUCACCCGGGAAGUGGCUGCAGCACGUCGGAGGAGGGCAGCCUGCCUCCCAGCACCUCCACUCACAAGGAGCCUGGAAAACCCAGAGCCAACAGCCUCGUGACUCUUGGGAGCCAUCGGGCUUCUGGGCUCUUCCACAAGCAGGUGACAGUUGCCAGACAAGCCAGUCUCCCCGGAAGCCCACAGGCCCUCCGAAACCCUCUCCUCCGCCAGAGGAAGGUAGGCUGCUACGAUGCCAACGAUGCCAGUGAUGAGGAAGAGUUUGACAGAGAAGGGGACUGCAUUUCACUCCCAGGGGCCCUCCCGGGUCCCAUCAGGCCUCUGUCAGAGGAUGACCCGAGGCGUGUCUCAAUUUCCUCUUCCAAGGGCAUGGACGUCCACAACCAAGAGGAACGACCCCGGAAAACACUGGUGAGCAAGGCCAUCUCGGCACCUCUUCUUGGUAGCUCAGUGGACUUAGAGGAGAGUAUCCCAGAGGGCAUGGUGGAUGCUGCGUCCUAUGCAGCCAACCUCACGGACUCUGCAGAGGCCCCCAAGGGGAGCCCUGGAAGCUGGUGGAAGAAGGAACUGUCAGGAUCAAGUAGCGCACCCAAAUUGGAAUACACAGUCCGUACAGACACCCAGAGUCCGACGAACACUGGGAGCCCCAGUUCCCCCCAGCAGAAAAGUGAAGGCCUGGGCUCCAGGCACAGACCAGUGGCCAGGGUAAGCCCCCACUGCAAGAGAUCCGAGGCUGAGGCCAAGCCCAGUGGCUCACAGACAGUGAACCUGACUGGCAGAGCCAAUGAUCCAUGCGAUCUGGACUCGAGAGUCCAGGCCACUUCUGUCAAAGUGACUGUCGCUGGCUUUCAGCCAGGUGGAGCUGUGGAGAAGGAAUCUCUGGGAAAGCUGACCACUGGAGAUGCUUGUGUCUCUACCAGCUGUGAACUAGCCAGUGCUCUGUCCCAUCUGGAUGCCAGCCACCUCACAGAGAACCUGCCCAAAGCUGCAUCAGAGCUGGGGCAACAACCCAUGACUGAACUGGACAGCUCCUCAGACCUCAUCUCUUCCCCAGGGAAGAAGGGGGCCGCUCAUCCUGACCCCAGCAAGACCUCUGUAGACACAGGGCAAGUCAGUCGGCCAGAGAAUCCCAGCCAGCCUGCAUCGCCCAGGGUCACCAAGUGCAAGGCCAGGUCUCCAGUCAGGCUCCCCCAUGAGGGCAGCCCCUCCCCGGGGGAGAAAGCAGCGGCUCCCCCUGACUACAGCAAGACUCGAUCAGCAUCGGAAACCAGCACACCCCACAAUACCAGGAGGGUGGCUGCCCUCAGGGGAGCGGGACCUGGAGCAGAGGGAAUGACACCAGCUGGUGCUGUCCUGCCAGGAGACCCCCUCACAUCCCAGGAGCAGAGACAGGGAGCUCCAGGUAACCACAGUAAGGCUCUGGAAAUGACAGGAAUCCAUGCACCUGAAAGCUCCCAGGAGCCUUCCCUGCUGGAGGGAGCAGAUUCUGUGUCCUCAAGGGCACCGCAGGCCAGCCUCUCCAUGCUGCCAUCCACUGACAACACCAAAGAAGCAUGUGGCCAUGUCUCGGGGCACUGCUGCCCAGGGGGGAGUAGAGAGAGCCCUGUGACGGACAUUGACAGCUUCAUCAAGGAGCUGGAUGCUUCUGCAGCAAGGUCUCCGUCUUCCCAGACGGGGGACAGUGGCUCUCAGGAGGGCAGUGCUCAGGGCCACCCACCAGCCGGGGCUGGAGGUGGGAGCUCCUGCCGUGCCGAACCAGUCCCGGGGGGCCAGACCUCCUCCCCGAGGAGGGCCUGGGCUGCUGGUGCCCCCGCCUACCCACAAUGGGCCUCCCAGCCUUCGGUUUUAGAUUCAAUUAAUCCCGACAAACAUUUUACUGUGAACAAAAACUUUCUGAGCAACUACUCUAGAAAUUUUAGCAGUUUUCAUGAAGACAGCACCUCCCUAUCAGGCCUGGGUGACAGCACGGAGCCGUCUCUGUCAUCCAUGUAUGGCGAUGCUGAGGAUUCUUCUUCUGACCCUGAGUCACUCACUGAAGCCCCACGAGCUUCUGCCAGGGACGGCUGGUCCCCUCCUCGUUCCCGUGUGUCUUUGCACAAGGAAGAUCCUUCGGAGUCAGAAGAGGAACAGAUUGAGAUUUGUUCCACACGUGGCUGCCCCAAUCCACCCUCGAGUCCUGCUCAUCUUCCCACCCAGGCUGCCAUCUGUCCUGCCUCAGCCAAAGUUCUGUCAUUAAAAUACAGCACUCCGAGAGAGUCGGUGGCCAGUCCCCGUGAGAAGGCCGCCUGCUUGCCAGGCUCAUACACUUCAGGCCCAGACUCUUCCCAGCCAUCAUCACUCUUGGAGAUGAGCUCUCAGGAGCAUGAAACUCAUGCGGACAUAAGCACUUCACAGAACCACAGGCCCUCGUGUGCAGAAGAAACCACAGAAGUCACCAGCGCUAGCUCAGCCAUGGAAAACAGUCCGCUGUCUAAAGUAGCCAGGCAUUUUCACAGUCCGCCCAUCAUUCUCAGCUCCCCCAACAUGGUAAAUGGCUUGGAACAUGACCUGCUAGAUGACGAAACCCUGAAUCAAUACGAAACAAGCAUUAAUGCAGCUGCCAGUCUGUCCUCCUUCAGUGUGGAUGUCCCUAAGAAUGGAGAAUCUGUUUUGGAAAACCUCCACAUCUCUGAAAGUCAAGACCUGGAUGACUUGCUACAGAAACCAAAAAUGAUCGCUAGGAGGCCCAUCAUGGCCUGGUUUAAAGAAAUAAAUAAACAUAACCAAGGCACACAUUUGAGGAGCAAAACCGAGAAGGAACAACCUCUAAUGCCUGCCAGAAGUCCCGACUCCAAGAUUCAGAUGGUGAGUUCAAGCCAAAAAAAGGGCGUUACUGUGCCUCAUAGCCCUCCUCAGCCGAAAACAAACCUGGAAAAUAAGGACCUGUCUAAGAAGAGUCCGGCAGAAAUGCUUCUGACUAAUGGUCAGAAGGCAAAGUGUGGUCCGAAGCUGAAGAGGCUCAGCCUCAAGGGCAAGGCCAAAGUCAACUCUGAGGCCCCUGCUGCGAAUGCUGUGAAGGCUGGGGGGACGGACCACAGGAAACCCUUGAUCUCACCCCAGACCUCCCACAAAACACUUUCUAAGGCAGUGUCACAGCGGCUCCAUGUAGCCGACCACGAGGACCCUGACAGAAACACCACAGCUGCCCCCAGGUCCCCCCAGUGUGUGCUGGAAAGCAAGCCACCUCUUGCCACCUCUGGGCCACUGAAACCCUCAGUGUCUGACACGAGCAUCAGGACAUUUGUCUCGCCCCUGACCUCUCCCAAGCCUGUUCCUGAGCAAGGCAUGUGGAGCAGGUUCCACAUGGCUGUCCUCUCUGAACCCGACAGAGGUUGCCCAACCACCCCUAAAUCUCCUAAGUGUAGAGCAGAGGGCAGGGCGCCCCGUGCUGACUCCGGGCCGGUGAGUCCGGCAGCGUCUAGGAACGGCAUGUCCGUGGCAGGGAACAGACAGAGUGAGCCGCGCCUGGCCAGCCAUGUGGCAGCAGACACAGCCCAACCCAGGCCGACUGGCGAAAAAGGAGGCAACAUAAUGGCCAGCGAUCGCCUCGAAAGAACAAACCAGCUGAAAAUCGUGGAGAUUUCUGCUGAAGCAGUGUCAGAGACUGUAUGUGGUAACAAGCCAGCUGAAAGCGACAGACGGGGAGGGUGCUUGGCCCAGGGCAACUGUCAGGAGAAGAGUGAAAUCAGGCUCUAUCGCCAGGUCGCAGAAUCAUCCACAAGUCAUCCAUCCUCACUCCCAUCUCAUGCCUCCCAGGCAGAGCAGGAAAUGUCACGAUCAUUCAGCAUGGCAAAACUGGCGUCCUCCUCCUCCUCCCUUCAAACAGCCAUUAGAAAGGCAGAAUACUCCCAGGGAAAAUCAAGCCUGAUGUCAGACUCCCGAGGGGUGCCCAGAAACAGCAUUCCAGGGGGCCCCUCGGGGGAGGACCAUCUCUACUUCACCCCAAGGCCAGCGACCAGGACCUACUCCAUGCCAGCCCAGUUCUCAAGCCAUUUUGGACGGGAGGGUCACCCCCCACACAGCCUGGGUCGCUCUCGGGACAGCCAGGUCCCUGUGACAAGCAGUGUUGUCCCCGAGGCAAAGGCAUCCAGAGGUGGUCUUCCCAGCCUGGCUAAUGGACAGGGCAUAUAUAGUGUAAAGCCGCUGCUGGACACAUCGAGGAAUCUUCCAGCCACAGAUGAAGGGGAUAUCAUUUCAGUCCAGGAGACGAGCUGCCUAGUCACAGACAAAAUCAAAGUCACCAGACGACACUACUGCUAUGAGCAGAACUGGCCCCAUGAAUCUACCUCAUUUUUCUCUGUGAAGCAGCGGAUCAAGUCUUUUGAGAACCUGGCCAAUGCUGACCGGCCUGUAGCCAAGUCCGGGGCUUCCCCAUUUUUGUCGGUGAGCUCCAAGCCUCCCAUUGGGAGGCGGUCUUCCGGCAGCAUUGUUUCCGGGAGCCUGGGCCACCCAGGUGACGCAGCAGCAAGGUUGUUGAGACGCAGCUUGAGUUCCUGCAGCGAAAACCAAAGCGAAGCCGGCACCCUCCUGCCCCAGAUGGCCAAGUCUCCCUCAAUCAUGACACUGACCAUCUCUCGGCAGAACCCACCAGAGACCAGUAGCAAGGGCUCUGAUUCGGAACUAAAGAAAUCACUUGGUCCUUUGGGAAUUCCCACCCCAACGAUGACCCUGGCUUCUCCUGUUAAGAGGAACAAGUCCUCGGUACGCCACACGCAGCCCUCGCCCGUGUCCCGCUCCAAGCUCCAGGAGCUGAGAGCCUUGAGCAUGCCUGACCUUGACAAGCUCUGCAGCGAGGAUUACUCAGCAGGGCCGAGCGCCGUGCUCUUCAAAACUGAGCUGGAGAUCACCCCCAGGAGGUCACCUGGCCCUCCUGCUGGAGGCGUUUCGUGUCCCGAGAAGGGCGGGAACAGGGCCUGUCCAGGAGGAAGUGGCCCUAAAACCAGUGCUGCUGAGACACCCAGUUCAGCCAGUGAUACGGGUGAAGCUGCCCAGGAUCUGCCUUUUAGAAGAAGCUGGUCAGUUAAUUUGGAUCAACUUCUAGUCUCAGCGGGGGACCAGCAAAGAUUACAGUCUGUUUUAUCGUCAGUGGGAUCGAAAUCUACCAUCCUAACUCUCAUUCAGGAAGCGAAAGCACAAUCAGAGAAUGAAGAAGAUGUUUGCUUCAUAGUCUUGAAUAGAAAAGAAGGCUCAGGUCUGGGAUUCAGUGUGGCAGGAGGGACAGAUGUGGAGCCAAAAUCAAUCACGGUCCACAGGGUGUUUUCUCAGGGGGCGGCUUCUCAGGAAGGGACUAUGAACCGAGGGGAUUUCCUUCUGUCAGUCAACGGCGCCUCACUGGCUGGCUUAGCCCACGGGAAUGUCCUGAAGGUUCUGCACCAGGCACAGCUGCACAAAGAUGCCCUCGUGGUCAUCAAGAAAGGGAUGGAUCAGCCCAGGCCCUCUGCCCGGCAGGAGCCUCCCACAGCCAAUGGGAAGGGUUUGCUGUCCAGAAAGACCAUCCCCCUGGAGCCUGGCAUUGAAAACACAGAACAAAGGAUGCAAGUACAGCAGCAACACAGCCAGGAGGGCAGCCCCAGAAUUGGGAGGCCAACAGUGCUACUGGGCUCAAGUGCUGUUAUAAGGAGAAGUGUGGCUGUACACGAUGCUCUGUGUGUUGAAGUGCUGAAGACCUCGGCUGGGCUGGGACUGAGUCUGGAUGGGGGAAAAUCAUCGGUGACGGGAGAUGGGCCCUUGGUCAUUAAAAGAGUGUACAAAGGUGGUGCGGCUGAACAAGCUGGAAUAAUAGAAGCUGGAGAUGAAAUUCUUGCUAUUAAUGGGAAACCUCUGGUUGGGCUCAUGCACUUUGAUGCCUGGAAUAUUAUGAAGUCUGUCCCAGAAGGACCUGUGCAGUUAUUAAUUAGAAAGCAUAGGAAUUCUUCAUGAAUUUUAACAAGAAUCAUUUUCUCAGUUCUCUUCUUUCUUUAGCAAAUCAGAGUGACUUCUUUAAACCACAGGUUGUUGAAAUGGCCAACACUGGUACAGACACGGACUAUAAAAAUCUCCAAGCUUGUGCUUACACAUGAAGCCUGACUUAACUGUAUGUGCAACAGCAAUGAAAUUAACUCCAGAAGCCUUCCACCUGCGUCACCCAGGCCGGGAGGGUUCCUUCGUUCCAGUGCCUGUCCCCUACCUUUAUGUUAUGUUUACUGAUGGGGAUACAAGAUGUGACACACCCUUCUUUAUUUGAAACAAACAAACAUUUAGCUAGACCUUUGCUUCCUUCUUGCCAGCUCUCCCAACAUACCCAAUCCUGGUGAUCAGGGAACUAAAAGUCUGAGGGGGACACAAAUGUCACACCUAAGAGGACAAUCAAUCAUUUUGUAUGAUUUUGUAAGUAAAUGACAGAAUGCUUUUAGGCACAUUCAAUGGAAGGAGGAGAUGUAGGUCUGUAUAUGUUACCCUGAAAAGAGAAUAAGACUUACUUAAAAAAAUGAAUUAUGACCUGUUAGGCUGAGCUCAGGAAUUGUCCAAAAAGGAAAAAGCAAAAUAAUUAAUUGAGAGUAUUUUUUAGUGAGUGUAAUGUAUAAUGUACGUAUGCAAAGUUCAACUCAAUAGGUUAUUGAUCACCAUGAAGUAUUGAUCAUUUUCUAUCUCAAAAGUGUAAGCCAUAAGGCUGUUUUACAGAAUAGCACUUCUGAUAAGCUGUAUUAAAUAGCCAUGAGCUUCACUGCUUAGAGGGAGCAGAAAGGUCAACAUCUAAAAGCACCUUACAACUAGUUUUUGAACCUGUCUUGAUAAGUGCUUGAAUUCAAGACUGGUCAGUCCAAGAGCAGACAAAAAUAUCACAAGUCAGUCAGUCACUGGGUUUCCAUUUCUGAAUUUUAUGCACUCCAACCAUGAAUUUAAACUAAAUUUUUAGAAAUCAAGUAUCUUUCUAAGUGUCCUUGGAUUUAUAGACAAUGUAUGUACAAUCCAAAUAGAGGAGCUUAAUGGAAUCCUUUUAGGAGACUGGUUGGUUUUUUUCCCUCUUUCCCAACAUGUUUAAGAAAUGUAACAUUCUAAGUAUUGGAUCUCUUUUCUUGACCUAGUAUAAUGACAACUGCAGUGACUUAAGUUUUUGCUGUUUUCGUUUUCCCGCUUUGCAAUUUCCUCCUUUUGCCAAAAAUGUUUUCCUACAGAAGACUGUCGUGACUCACGCUACUUGGGAAACUCACUCUGGCCACUCCUCCUCUGGUGGCAUGAGCUGCUUCCCAGUAGCUAUUCCGAUUGGAUAUUCCGUUCGUCGUCACAUAGCUGGCUUUUCUCUCCUCAUGAUGUACCUUAUUUUCUUAGGUAAAUAAUUCCAAACUCUCAUCGGGUCAUAAAGAGGAGGAGAAACAGGGUGAGUCAAGGUAAAGGAGCAGAAAUGUAGUUACAAGCCAGGUCGUCUUCAGUGGCACAAACCAACCCGUUGAGCCCUGACAACAUGAGUGGAGAGUGCAUUUGCCAUACCUGUGUGCAUGACACUAAGAUUUUAUGUUGGAGAUACUUCUUUAAAUAACCUACAGCUUGGGUCUAUGGCUGUGACCCCCAGAUUCAUGGAGGGGCUUUAGCCAUCAGCUUUGUACAUCAUCAUUUUUCUGAAUGACCAAUCCCACUAAACAUCUUUGAAGUCGGCCUAGAGAGGUCCUUCAGAUGAGAGAGAAAUAGCUGGCUUGUCUGAGUCCAGAUUUCUCAUCAACUGGCAAUACAAAGGAAAAUAUGGUACAGGAGUUAGUUAGAAAGGUCUUAUUGAUUUUACUUCUACUUUUCACUACAGUUACAGGUAGAAUACUGUAGGAAGUCAGUGCAAGGUGCAUGCUUGAUUGAUAGAUAUUGAUUGAUUGUUUUUCAGUCUCUGGGGUCAGUUUUGUGGUUUCUGCUUUCUUGCCUAAAUCAAAGACUAUUUCAAGUCAACAACACUGAAAACUGCUUUUCGCCUCCACUCUUACAGCUGUGCCUAAUAAUAAUUAAUUAAUAAACGCACAGCCCUAUGUGAACAGACAGGAAUUUCUUGUGCAAUGUGGAGCAAAUGGAAUGGUCUCCUUCCGCAAGUCUUUUUAAUCCUCAUAUCUGGAGUACAAGGGUAGACCUCUGGCUUACCACAUACACUAUGCUAAAGUCAUCAGCCACUGCUACUACAUCUUGCCAGAAGGUUUCCCUCGCCAACAAACAGUUGAAAUUUAAGGGAAGAAGCAAAAGCUAAACUGUCUUUGACCCUAAGAUAGAUAGAAAGCUAUUUAUUUGUCUUCAGUGUUCAAGGCAUGACUAGUAUUUCUAAUUAGCCUAAUAAAUUCCCACACUUUCUGAAGUGAACACUAAUGGUAUUGUCCUACUAAAACUGUCAUUGUUUCUUUUUUUUUAACUGGUCAGUCAUUCACAAUAAGCUAUGAGGGUAAAUAAAUAUGUGUUAUAACAAGUAAACCGUAGUUGCAAGAAUAUACCAUGAAGAUUAAAGUAGGCUGGGUUUCAUUUCCAUCUUCCCACACAUCUCAUUGAAUUUGAUGGUUGACUUAAUUGGCACCAUAACUUUGUAUGAUAUUAUACAUUAACCUUUAUUUAUGUAAAGUAAAAUGCCUUAUAUAUUAAAGAGUAAGUGCAAUAAUAUGAAAUAGCCUGUACAUUUUAAAAAUGUUGUCACCAAGUUAUAUAAAUCCACAUCUCUGUAAACAACCUUUUUUAAGUAAUUUUAAAAAAAAUAAACACUCUGCUUACUACUUGA